Messenger RNA from Meloidogyne enterolobii, 327 nucleotides. NCBI's taxonomy places the organism in Eukaryota, Metazoa, Nematoda, Chromadorea, Rhabditida, Meloidogynidae. The record is from the annotation of a GenBank genome assembly.
AUGUUAAACCCAAUAAUUUAUUGCAAAUAUAAUCGAGAAUUUCGUGUUCCAUUUGGAGAAAUGCUUUGUUGUCGGUUUAGAACAAUUCAGGACGUUAUGAGAAAUGAAAGUUAUUAUGCUAAAUUUGGUUCUCCAAGAAUUUCUGAAACAAAAAUUGGGGGAAAUCAACAACGGUCAUCUGGAAAUAACUAUUAUACUAAAAGAAAAAGAAACAAUACAGAAAGAAGAGCACCACAAAAUGGAUUUUUAGAUUCUUCAAAGACGAAGAAAAAUUAUGGAAUUAAAAGGAAUAGUAGUCCUUCUAUUUUGAUGGAAUCAUCAAAAUAA